Zea mays is the source of this 419-nucleotide messenger RNA. RefSeq lists its product as uncharacterized. The record is from RefSeq and is a predicted model, not a curated record. The transcript has 3 exons. Lineage: Eukaryota; Viridiplantae; Streptophyta; Magnoliopsida; Poales; Poaceae. Bases 12 to 161 code for a protein of 49 amino acids.
ACAUCCUCACCAUGGCCAAGAUUCGUGGGAGGUUGUCUCGGUCGUGUGGUGCCCGUUCCUUGUUCCUCACAGAAUUCCCAGAAGAAGAUGAAAUUCAAGAAGUAGUUUCUGAAAAGGAGUUUGCUCCAGUGCCUAUUCAGCAAGGGGAUGGAGCUAUCUAACUGGUUAUUGGGUAGAAAGGUCUUGAGCCUCUUCACUGCAACAAAGGUGAUGAGGAGUACUCUAUGUGUUCGUGAGGCUGGAGGGCGCUUCCAGUUCUAGAGGAGGAUUAGUUAGGCUUAUGUAUAAGCUUUGGAGGGUUCCUACCUUCCUGCUAUUGUAAUAAGUUAUGCACUUUGAGUAUAUCAGGACUUGUAAUAAAUAUAACUCUUCCUAUGUAAUAACCUUCAGUUUUAGAAAUAAAAAGAAUGUUUUGUAAA